Messenger RNA from Tinamus guttatus (white-throated tinamou), 1673 nucleotides. The record is from RefSeq and is a predicted model, not a curated record. NCBI's taxonomy places the organism in Eukaryota, Metazoa, Chordata, Aves, Tinamiformes, Tinamidae.
AUGCCACCGGGUCCCCGCCGGGCAGCUGCCCAGGGCAGUUCCACGGGGCUCGGCUUCACCGGGGCGCUCGGCCCCCGCCAUGUGACAGAUGUGGCUGUGGCAACAGCGGGGCUGCCUGUGGCAGGCCUGUCCCUUCUAAGAGCUGUGACGCUGGGAGUUCUUGGUUUUGAUAUUGUUGUCUGGAAACCAAAGAAGAAUGACAACCACCGAGGAUGGGAAGGUGAAUCUAAAUGUUUACUUGAGUCCACACCGCUCUUCGGCGGCAGAGGGGCUGGCGAGAAGCGGCCGAGCUCGUCCAGCGUCUUCGUGGUGCGCAAGGACCAGGACGUGUACGUGCAGACCUUGCGCAAGCUCUUCAACGAGUCGCACGGCAUCUUCAUCGGCCUGCAGAGGAGCGAGGAGGAGCUGACCGGGAAAUCCAGGAAGGCGCAAUUGGUUCAAGUGAGUAAAAACUACCGCUCGGUCAUAAGAGCCUGCAUGGAAGACAUGCACCAGGCGGCUGUUUCCGCUUGGGACCCUGCCCUGCACAACCAGUACAGUACUCAGGUUUCUAUUCUUUCUGCGAUGGAGCUGAUCUGGAACUUGUGUGAGAUUCUGUUUGUUGAAGCAGCUGUAGCUGGUCCCCUCCUGAUUCGCCUACUUGACUGGGUUCGACUUCAUGUCUGUGAUGUGAACAACAUGGUCCGGGAAGUUCUGAGCAGUGAAAAUCCAUCAAAACAUGAGCUCUUUUGGAAUGUGGUGGAUGUCUUUGUGCUGCAAGGCCGAAUGGAUGAAGCGCGGCACUUGCUCUCUAAGGAAGCCAGUGCUAAUCCCGCAUCAACGAACAUGUGCAGAGUCUUGGAUGACUUGAUGAAGAAGAUGCCUGUGCCCAGCCUUGGCAACAUGCAGACACUGACCGAGAUGGAGCUGAAGUGGCAGCACUGGCAUGAAGAAUGUCAGCGAUAUCUACAGGAUGGAACUUUUGCUUCCAAUUCCCACAUGGAAUCCAUCUGCAAGGUCCUGCUGGGCGACGAGAAUGCCAUACUGGAGAAAAAGGAACUCCUGACUACCUGGUACCACUUUCUGGUUACCCGACUGCUCUACUCCCAUCCCACUGUGAAGCCAAUGGAACUGCAUUUCUAUGCACAGUCCAGCAUGGACCUGUUCCUGCGUGGAGAAAGCAGCGCCGAGCCUCUAGACAUCAUUUUAAUGGCAGCCUUUGAAUUUGAGAUACAUCAAGUGAUCAAGGAAUGCAGCAUUGCCCUGAGCAACUGGUGGUUUGUGGCUCAUCUGACUGACCUACUGGAUCACUGUAAACUCCUGCAGUCUCACAAUCUCUAUUUUGGUUCAAAUAUGCGUGAAUUCCUUCUACUGGAAUAUGCCUCAGGACUCUUCUCCCAUCACAGCCUGUGGCAGCUGGGGGUCGAUUACUUUGACCACUGUCCGGAAUUCGGCAGGGUUUAUUUGGAGCUGCACAUCGAGCGGAUACCCCUCAACACGGAACAGAAGGCCCUCAAAGUGCUGAGGAUCUGCGAGCAGAGGCAGAUGCACGAACAGGUUCGGAGCAUCUGUAAAAUCAUGGCCAUGAAAGCGCUGCGGAACAACCGCUUGGGCUCUGCCCUGUCUUGGAGCAUCAGGGCUAAGGAUGCAGCUUUUGCCACACUAAUAUCAGACAGGUGAGUCUGAGUCAAGCU